Molecule: messenger RNA, 1293 nt
Organism: Penicillium nucicola
Lineage: Eukaryota; Fungi; Ascomycota; Eurotiomycetes; Eurotiales; Aspergillaceae
Exons: 3
Coding region: 1-1293 (430 amino acids)
Biological process (GO): regulation of transcription by RNA polymerase II
Cellular component (GO): nucleus
Source: RefSeq, a predicted model, not a curated record
AUGUAUGACUCGGACGAUGCCUACAAAAAGUCGCCAGGCUUAGAGGCGACCAAGGUCAACUAUGGAGACAAUCCAUCACCACCACCUUUUCUUCCAACCGAUCCCAAGGAUGGCGCGACGGGUUCCCGUAAGCCCGCGCCAGAGACUCAGACUGCAACCAACGAGGGCGACCGAGUGCUGAUGGGAUUUCUAGCACCGAACCAUCCUGAACUCGCCAUUUCUGCUAGGGAAUCUCCGCUGGAUUCGGAUCGCAAAAGUCAAAAGCAACCGAUCGACUUUGAUCCCAGGAAACUAAAUCCUUUCACAAAGACCGAGAAGGAGGAGAAGCCGAUCCUGCCACCCAUUCCAAAAGAGGAAUUGCGAGAACGCCUGCCCUCAAUUAGUGAACGACCGCCGGAAGUGCCUUUUAGCAAAACACCGCCGGAUAUCAAGUCGCGACUACCAUCCUUACAACCAAUCCAGGCAUCCCCAGCGUCUUGCGCAAACUCUCCCGAGAGCAGUCAGACUCUACCUUCCAUUCGCGAAACGCUCAGCGCGUUGACGGACUUUGGACCACACCCGCCACACCCUUCACGUCCAUUCUCGUCAUGUCCGACAUCAACAACAUCAGGAAAUGACUCACCUUAUGAUCGACCAUUCCCUGCCAAGUUUCCGAUUCCCCCGAGUCCGUACUCUCACUACUCGCCCGUGAGCAUGAAAGACUCCUCUACCAACCCUUCUCCCGCCUCACAUGGAGUCUUCUGGCGCGGUCCCCCAACAGAGGGGCUCACAGCUCCAACCCCGUAUGAGGCUUCACCAAUGUCAGCCACAAGCCCGACUAGUUACCCUACACCGAUUGAACAGGUCGGGACAGGGAUGAGUGACCAUGUCUCACUUGCAGCCUCGACUCCACAGGCCAAUGGGGGGCCGACGGGUAGUUACAAGUGCACUCAUCCGGGGUGUACUGCGGCACCUUUCCAAACACAAUAUCUCCUCAACUCCCACGCCAAUGUGCACUCCCAAGACCGACCCCAUUUCUGCCCCGUAGAAGGAUGUCCCCGCGCCCUCGGAGGUAAAGGCUUCAAACGCAAAAAUGAAAUGAUGCGCCACGGCCUCGUCCACAACUCCCCGGGUUACGUGUGUCCUUUUUGUCCAGACCAACAACACAAGUACCCUCGACCCGACAAUCUUCAACGACAUGUCCGUGUACAUCACGUCGAUAAGAACAAAGACGAUCCUAUUCUGAGACAGGUUCUCGCUCAAAGGCCUAUUGGCAGUGCCCGUGGCCGAAAGCGAAGGAUGAUUAAUACCUAA